This is a messenger RNA of Syngnathus typhle (broad-nosed pipefish), 3650 nucleotides long. It is a transcript of the gene tmem119a, whose product is annotated as transmembrane protein 119a. NCBI's taxonomy places the organism in Eukaryota, Metazoa, Chordata, Actinopteri, Syngnathiformes, Syngnathidae. Gene Ontology annotation, biological process: positive regulation of bone mineralization; ossification; positive regulation of osteoblast differentiation. The transcript is spliced from 2 exons. The record is from RefSeq and is a predicted model, not a curated record. Gene Ontology annotation, cellular component: plasma membrane. The coding region runs from base 1190 to 1957 and encodes 255 amino acids.
AAAACUUUGUGUCCAAGUUUUCUUCCAGUUCUUCAGAUCUCAACAUAAACCUAACAUGGUUGUUUAUUGGCGGAUGACUAGUGAGAUAACCUGUUUGUCGACAACUAUUUCAAGUUAUCUUUUUUUUAAAUAAUUUAUCUUAUUGUAAUAACCUAAUUUGAAGACAUCAACAGCAGUUUAAAGGAUAACUGGAAUAAAAACAUUCACGUUUGUUUUUCUAAGUCAACUUUGAUUCAACUGUUGAGCUUCCCUAGUUUGAACAUCCACUGGAAUUAGCCUUUAUUUUUAAAAUCCAAAAUAUGCUACUAUUCAAACCUAACACAAGUACUGACACAGUCUUGUGCUAGCUGCGCAUUUAAGUGGAAAGUUUGACUAAAUUACCACCCUGUUCACCCUGAAAUGUCCCAAAUACAGACUCGCCAUAUGUUACGAUGAGUACUUUUCGAAGAGACUUUCAAUUUAUAUGCUGGCUCUGUACACGUGUUUUGGGAUGAGAGGCUUGCUUUCUCCCUGUACUGGUCAUGUACGCUCUGCAGGGACAGGCUGUAAUCAAGGGCCCGUAAUUAGAGAGGCACUGGGAGUCGCCUCACUGUGAACAGAAAUACCCUGAAAUGCAGGGCUCAAAUGCAACGUGGUCCAUGUAAAAUGAAGUAUAAUCUGCGUAUAUUUGUUGAUUUAAUGAGUUUAAUGUACAUAAAGCAUCUGGUGGCUUUUAUUAACUGCACUUAAGCACGAGGUAUAAUUGAAAUUGAUCUUGUGCAUGGGCAGAAACACUGCAUACUUUGUCUAUCAUACAAAAAAAAUUAAAAAUAGAAUAAAAGGUUUCAACAGGUCUUUUGCCAGGGGGCUCGGCCCAAAAGAAUAUCACUUAUGACCAGACAACUUCAAUCUAGGGCUCCUUUCAGUUAUGGCAAUUAGAAUCGUUGCCACUUUCUCAUUCUUACGGCACCCCUGCAUCCCAACCGUGUCAUGGAAGUCGAGCAGGAAUGAACGAGGGUGGAGAAACUGAAAAUAGAGGGAUGGACAUGACUUUCUUGGGAGCGGUUAAGAAAAGCUUCAGUAUAACAGGGACGGCAAUGCUCGGAAACUCUCCACCUCCUGUCUACAUUUGUGUUGCCCUCUUCCCCCCCCGCUCUGUCCUCAGCUCACUCUGGUCCUUCUCACAACAUCAACCAGGACAACUUGGAAGAUGACAUCCCACUUGGUUCUCCAUAUGGCCUGCCUGACCUUGUUGUCACUGUGCUGCGGCGUGACACAGGGCGCUCCGAUGUUCUACAACGUGUCCAUGGAUGGUAGCGGUGAUGACGGGCUGGAGUUUCUCUUUCCGAAGUACUUCUCCACUCGUGAACCCGCUCAAGUCAGCGGCGCUACCCAUCCGCCUGAUGCUUCCGACGCGCCCACGUUCACUAACACCAUCACCACUACCAUCGUCCGUCUAAAGGACUUUGUACUGACCAGAGUGGUGGAUUUCCUGGAGGAUAAUCUUCUCAUCAUCAUUGUCGUGACCUCUGUUCUCAUCGUCUUGGUCUUUAUUAUCUGCUGCGCUUCUGCCAUGAGUCAGAAGCGCAAGCUGGAGGCCUACAAGGUCCCCCCUCAAGCUACCAGGAAGUACCCUGUGGAAAAAAACAUCCUACACAGAGGUAUGAGCGAGCCCCAGGAGAGACCUUACGCUGUGGACCACGUCAAGAGGGUCCACAUGCAGAGCAGCGCCUCGCCCAAGAACCUGCGCGUGCCCUCCAAGGCUCUGGUAGGAGAGAGGGGCCAGGACGUCAGGCUGUCACCACGCACGGAAGUGAGGAAGGUUAGGGAGGUGGAGGAAGUGGAGAAGCGGAGAGAGGAAGUGGAGAAGCGCAGAGAGGAGCCAAGACACAGAGAGCAUACGAAACGCAGGGAGGAAGUGCAGCACACUUCCAGUCAGCCUGUUUGCACCUGCCAUCUGAAGAAGGCCCACUACUAGAGCGUGCUCAGAUCACCCCUGCUGCCUGCAUUGCAUUGACAUUGCAAAAGGGAAGCUGUAGAAAGAUGUUUGCGUAUUUAUAAAAUCCUACUAGUUAACAUCUAGUGCUUGACUAGCUUGCAGGUGGCAUCUCGUUCAUAAUUUGGACUCACACAUAACAUUCAGUUGUUUGACUAAUGUCGGACAUCAUUAUGCCUAAGACAUUCAUUGUAUUAGUGCACACUAGUUGUUCUACUGGUGUUCAUUUUACUUGUGAGGGUGAAGAACAUCGACCUUAAGAUGGAACAGCGUUUUAUAGGAAGGUAAUAGAAAAAAGGACGUUACUGAUAUGACAGUUGUUCUAUUAGUACAGUCUCUCUCGUAACUACGUGGUCCUUAAAGACCCUAUAAAGUCAAUUUGAGACUUUUUGAUAUAUAUAUAUAUAUAUAUGGAAGAUAAUUGUUGAAAACAUGAAAAGGCUGAGAAUUGUUAUCCAAAUUGGAAAGCCUCAUGAAUAUAUUUGCUGAUGUUUUUUUUAAUCCAAAUUUGACAGGGUUGUUAGCGACAUUUCUCUGUGGCAUUCCAAAUGUAUGAUACAUAUAUUAUAUUGACUUUGCUGGGAUUUAAAAUAUGGCUUUUACUGUUACCAAUAUGAAAUUUAACGUAGGGCAUCCAACAAGUACCUUAUUUUAGAAAUACUUUUACAAUACCACAGCAUUAGAAUCAUGCCUCUGUGUCAGUUUGUGUCAAUCAAAUCUGACAAACUGACAAUUAUUAUGCUUGUAAAUGCUGAAUGCUUUUGGACUAGAUUUCCUCAGUAUAAAGAUGUACUUAAUGUUGCGGAUGGUGAAUUUACAGUAUUUAACUAAUAUACAUAUGUAAAAAAGAUUACUAAAAAAAAUAAAAUAAAAAAUGCUAUAAUUCGCUAUAAUUCAAUAAUAUAUAGACUUUGCAGCCCAAGUGGUUAUUAUAAUGUUUGCCUCAUAUAAAUACUAAGAUAGUGUUUAAGUGUAAACACAUGCCUGCCAAGACAGAGGAAGCUCCUCAUAAUGUCCUGCUGUAUAUGCAAUCAAGACAAUUCCGCUUGAGAAUUAAUUUCUCGAUGCUUCGAGUUGCCAUAAAACUUGUCCUGAUUACAUUCCAAAUAUUUCUUUAUCGACACUUGCAUCACAUGUUCAUGAUUUAUUUACUUGUUUUAAAUGUUUUUGGCAUUUACCUUAUCUCCCCACAACUUUUGAUGCAUGUACAAAUACAUGUGACGUUAAUUUAAUCAAAGAAAGACAAUUUAAGUGUUAUACGUGCAUGUUCAUUCUCACCAUCAAAAAAAAUCUUUUUUUUUGUGUUUAAACAUUUUGUAUUAUUUUUUCUUGUUUACUUAUGUAAAAGGGUAAAUUAUCUAAUUAUGACUAUUAUAUAUUACUUUCUUGCGGUCAAAGUAUCAAAGUAUUGAUAAACGGACCAUGGUUUUGUUUCAACAGUGCCAAUAUAUGAGUGGUGAUCUUAAGUUAAAGUAUUUAUCUAAUCUGAUACAAUGUGUGUCCGGCUAUAGAUGCACAACUAAAAAUAUUUCAUCCAAAUGUGAACCUACCAGUUUAUGCAGUUCUUAUGACAAAAUUUUGACAGUUUGUAUUUGACACUCUAACUAAGGCUAUGUGUUUUAUUUUUCUCUUGCUCCUUGAUUUUCUUCUGCUGAAUAAAACUGUGGAUAAAGGC